Molecule: messenger RNA, 1362 nt
Organism: Paramecium tetraurelia
Lineage: Eukaryota; Ciliophora; Oligohymenophorea; Peniculida; Parameciidae
Exons: 12
Biological process (GO): intracellular signal transduction; peptidyl-serine phosphorylation
Molecular function (GO): protein serine/threonine kinase activity; ATP binding
Source: RefSeq, a predicted model, not a curated record
AUGAAAAGUUUAAAUUAUCGAUUUCCUCAUUCAAGAUAGGAUUCUGGUUAAAUGAACUUAGCAAGAUCUUAAUUGGGAUAAGCCUAGUAGGUGACGAAUGUACUAAAUAACCGACAGAAUGAACAAAAUGUUGAUAGAUCACCUGCUCCGAUGGUACAUGGUUUGCAUAAGUUGGCAGUGCCUUCUAGUUAGCAAUCAUCUGCCAACCAUUCAAAGAAAUCAUCGAUCUCUAAAUAGCAAUAGCCGAAAUAGAUAUCCUUUCUUAACUACUUGAUUCUGAAGGAUAAAUCUCAAAUAGUUUAAGAUGAGGAGAAAGAAAAUCUUACUGAGCCAGUAGUGUAAAAGAAUAUGUUCAACUUCCAAUUUGUGAUUGGAAUAGGAGGAUUCGGGAAGGUAUGGAAGGUGGAGUACAAAAAGAACGGGUAGAUCUAUGCGAUGAAGGAGAUGUCAAAGGCACUUAUUAUAGCCAAAAAAAGUGUGAAUUCCGUGAUGAACGAGAGGAAUAUCUUGAGCAAUCUUAAACAUCCAUUCUUAGUGAAUAUCUACUACGCAUUUCAAGACAGAGAGAACCUAUUCCUAGUGCUGGAUUACAUGCAAGGAGGAGACUUGAGAUAUCAUGUUGGGAAAAUGAGAAGAUUCACUGAAGAUCAGACAAGGUUUUUCAUGGCUUGCAUCUUCUUAGGAUUGGAAUACAUGCACUCCAAAAACAGUUUACAUAGAGAUAUUAAACCAGAGAAUUUAGUUCUUGAUAAACAUGGUUACGUCAGAAUAACGGACUUAGGAAUUGCUCGAAAUCUCAGGCCUGAUAAUUCAUAAGAUACAUCAGGUACUCCUGGUUAUAUGGCUCCGGAAGUUAUGUGCAGAUAAAAUCAUUCUUUCGCGGUUGAUUACUUCGCUUUGGGAGUCAUUGGAUACGAGUUUAUGUUGGGGAAGCGACCAUACACGGGGAGAUCAAGAAAGGAAAUUAGAGACUAGAUCCUGGCUAAGCAAGUUCAAAUUAAAAGAUCUGAAAUUCCAGAUAAUUGGUCUCUAGAAUCAGCUGAUUUUAUCAAUAGAUUGAUACAAAGGAAACCAGCCAAUCGACUAGGAUUUAAUGGACCUCAUGAAUUAAGGUAGCAUUCAUGGUUUAAGAAUUUUCCAUGGUCAAAAUUAAUGAACAAAGAGUUAAAAUCACCUUACAUUCCCAAUCAAAAUGAAGAUAAUUUCGAUGCUCGUUAGAUAUCUAUGGAGGAUGAUGAAAAUAAUGAAUUAAUAUAAUAACAUUCAAUCAUGUUAAGAAGAAAUUCGAUUUAAUCCUAAUUUUCUGGAUAUGAGAUGGAUAAUUUUAAUGAGAAACAAAACACUUAGUUUAACAAUUUUUGA